CCCACCUGUUCACUCUCACUAGUCAAACUAAUGCAUUUACUAGUAGUACUAAAAGUCUAAAAUUAAGGAGCAGUUUAGUUGCGGAUCAAAAAAAAAGGAGCAGUUUAGUUUGGGACAGAACAAAAAGCAGAGGAAGCCAACUGCUAACACGGGAUUCCUUCCUUGCAGUUCCAGAGAGAGAGAGAGAAAUGGGGUGUUUGAAGAUUUCGGCUGUGCUGGUGGCGGUGGUGGUGCUGGUGGCGGUAACCAAGGCGGCGGAAGGACAAUCAACGGCGUCAUGCGCGCAGAAGCUGGUGCCGUGCGCGGACUACAUGAACUCAACCAACCCACCGGCGUCGUGCUGUAACCCGCUGAGAGAAGUGGUGACUAACGAGUUGAGUUGCCUCUGCACUCUCUACAAUACCCCUGGCUUGUUGGCUUCUCUCAACGUCAACAUCACUCAGGCCCUUCUCCUCGCCGGCCGCUGCAAUGUCCCCGGCGAUCUCAACUCCUGCCUCAAAGCUUCAGCUCCAUCUCCCACUUCCUCAACUGGCUCACCUCGAGCAACGCCCGGAAACGAUAAAAAUGGAGUGGGCAGGAUCACGUGGACUGGAAUGUCUACCAUACUCUUGUUUUGUACUUCUAUGAUGGUCUACUAGAGAGGUUUUUAAAUCGUUUUGGCACCGGUCAUUACAUUUCUAUGAUAUGAUCGCGGGAUUGCACACCUUGGAGGCUUCCUUUGUUGUUUUGCUUAUCGGGUAUUAUAUUGAUUUGGGUAGUUACUUGUUUGUGAAACUUUAUUAUUGAUUUUUUUUGCUUUCCAGAUGUUACAUUUGAAUGAAUUCACUUUUCCCAUCGCAUUUGAAAUGUGUUCAGCAAUUCGGCUGUGUAAUCUCAGCAUAUAUAGAAUAUCGUUCCAUCAGGAUUAUUUUGACUA
Rhododendron vialii is the source of this 916-nucleotide messenger RNA. Its product is annotated as non-specific lipid transfer protein GPI-anchored 9-like. The record is from RefSeq and is a predicted model, not a curated record. NCBI's taxonomy places the organism in Eukaryota, Viridiplantae, Streptophyta, Magnoliopsida, Ericales, Ericaceae. The transcript is spliced from 3 exons. Bases 189 to 638 code for a protein of 149 amino acids.